AUGCCCCAUCCUGAUGUCAGACCUAGACCACCAUCUUCCUCCUCCGCCGUCUCCAUCCUGCCGGGCGGCGCCGCCGCCGCCGACGAUGAGCCCAUCUCUGCCGUGUAUGGAGGCCGGAGCGCCAUGGCGGACCUGGAGUCCUGCGAACUCCCAUCCUGCGUAGGGCAACACCACGCGCGACUGCUCAGGCUAGGGUUUCUCCAUUCCUUCUCCUCGCCGUUCCACUGGAACUGCCUCAUGAGAGGCUACCUCCGCUCCGGCCUCCCGCCGGCAGCGCUCCGCCUGUACCUCCUCAUGUCGCGCGGCGGGGUGCCGCCGGACUCCUACACUGUGCCCAUCGCGCUCAAAGCCGCGUGCCACCUCUUCGCCAUCUGCCUGGGCCGGCAGCUUCACUGCGUCGCCUUGAAGCGCGGGCUCGAGAUGAACGAAUUCUGCGAGAGUGGGAUUAUCUCCGUCUACUCCAAAGCCGGCGACUUCACUAAAGCGCGGAAGAUGUUCGACGAAAACCCCCAAAGAAAAUUGGGCUCCUGGAACGCCAUCAUCAGCGGGCUCGCUCAGGGGGGGAGUGCAGCGGAGGCGGUGGGGCUGUUCCUCGAGCUGCGAAAGAGCGGGCUGCUACCCGAUGACGUGACCAUGGUGAGCGUGGCCUCUGCGUGCGGCAGCUUGGGCGAUCUCGAACUGGCCCGGCAGGUCCACAAGUGCGUCCUCCAAGCCCGCCACCGGCGGCCGCCGCCGCUGCCGGCGGCGGCGACCGUUAUGCUCGAGAACUCCCUCGUCGACAUGUACGGCAAAUGCGGCCGCGCGGACCUCGCCGGCGCGGUCUUCUCUAGGAUGCGCCACCGCGACGUGUCGAGCUGGACGGCGAUGAUCGCGGCGCUGGCAGUGCAGGGGCGCGCGCAGGAGGUCGUCGAGCUGUUCCGCCGCAUGCUAGCGGAGGGCGUGCGGCCGAACCAUGUCACGUUCGUCGGCGUGCUCAGCGCCUGCGCGCACGGCGGGCUGGUGGAGGAGGGCAUGAGGUUCUUCGCGCGCAUGGCGGGGGAGUUCGGCGUGGAGCCCGCGGCGGCGCACUACGGCUGCGUGGUGGACAUGCUAGGCAGAGUCGGGAGAGUGGAGGACGCACGGAAACUGCUUGACGGAAUGCCUACGAGAGCGAACGCGGUGAUCUUGGGGACGCUCCUGGGGGCCUGCGAGAAGCACGGCGGCGUGGAGGUGGCGGAGUGGGCGGCGGCGAGGCUGGCGGCGCUGGAGCCCGGCAACGACGGCGUGUACGUCGUACUGUCGAAUGUAUACGCCGCCGAGGGGCUCUGGGAGGAUGUGGCGCGGCUAAGGCGGUUCAUGAGGGCCAAGAGCUUGGCCAAGGUCCCCGCCUACAGUGUCGCCUCCGUUCUUCCCCUCUAA
Messenger RNA from Spirodela intermedia, 1398 nucleotides. The record is from the annotation of a GenBank genome assembly. NCBI's taxonomy places the organism in Eukaryota, Viridiplantae, Streptophyta, Magnoliopsida, Alismatales, Araceae.